Molecule: messenger RNA, 1974 nt
Organism: Melopsittacus undulatus (budgerigar)
Lineage: Eukaryota; Metazoa; Chordata; Aves; Psittaciformes; Psittaculidae
Gene: FAM20A
Product: FAM20A golgi associated secretory pathway pseudokinase
Exons: 11
Coding region: 43-1581 (512 amino acids)
Biological process (GO): enamel mineralization
Cellular component (GO): Golgi apparatus
Molecular function (GO): protein serine/threonine kinase activator activity
Source: RefSeq, a predicted model, not a curated record
CUGUCCGCACCGGCUCCAUCCGCACCCCGCUCCGCACGGGCCAUGCCGGGGCCGCGCCGGGACCGCCCUGCGGUGCUGCUGCUGCUCGGGGCGCUCUUAGCCGCCGAUCUCUACUUCCACCUCUGGCCUCGGGCGCGCCGGGAGCUGCGUGCGGGAGCCCCGAGCUGCCCCUGCGUCCUCCGCCGCCCCCCGGUGCCCUCCGCCCCGCAGCCGCCGCUCCGCACCCGCGCAGCCUCCGCGCUGCGCCGCCUCUUCGCACACCCGCUGUACCGCUCCGCCCCGCCGGGCCCCGCGGAGCCGCUGCUGGGCGCCCGCGAAGCGCUGCGCUACUACCGGCGGAAGGCGGCUCGAUGGAACAGGAGACACAAGCUCUAUAGGGAGGAGCUCAACUUGACCUCUCCAUCAGCCCCAUUGCUGCUGCGGCCAGAGGCCAGUUGGCUCCAGUUCCACCUGGGAAUCAGCCGGGAUGGGCUCUACCCGCGCUCCAGCCCUGCUGUCACCAGGCUGCUCCGGGACAUGCAAGAGUUCACCACUAUCAGUGCUGACUACAGCCAGGAUGAGAAAGCACUGCUGGGAGCCUGCGACUGCAGCCAGAUCGUGAAGCCCAGCGGUGUGCACCUGAAGCUGGUGCUCAGGUUCCAGGACUUUGGGAAGGCUAUGUUCAAACCCAUGAGGCAGAAACGUGAGGAAGAGACCCCCGAGGACUUCUUCUACUUCGUUGACUUCCAGCGGCACAAUGCGGAGAUCGCUGCCUUCCACCUGGACAGGAUCCUGGACUUCCGGAGGGUGCCACCCACGGUUGGGAGGAUGAUCAAUGUCACCAAGGACAUCCUGGAGGUCACCAAGAACGAGAUCCUGCAGAGCGUCUUCUUCGUCUCACCAGCCAGCAACGUGUGCUUCUUUGCCAAGUGCCCGUAUAUGUGCAAGACGGAGUAUGCUGUGUGUGGGAACCCUCACCUGCUGGAAGGGUCCCUCUCUGCCUUCCUGCCAUCCCUCAACCUGGCACCGCGGCUCUCCAUCCCAAACCCAUGGAUCCGAUCCUACUCGUUUGAUGGAAAAGAGGAGUGGGAAGUGAAUCCACUCUACUGCAACACUGUGAGGGAGAUCUACCCCUACAGCAAUGGCAACCGGCUGCUUAACAUCGUCGACAUGGCCAUAUUUGACUUCCUAAUAGGGAACAUGGACCGGCACCACUACGAGAUGUUCACCAAGUUUGGGGAUGAUGGCUUCCUCCUGCACCUGGACAACGCCAGAGGGUUCGGGCGUCAUUCCCAUGAUGAAACCUCCAUCCUGGCACCGCUAUCCCAGUGUUGCAUAAUCAAGAGGACGACGUUCCUGCGGCUGCAGCUCCUGGCUGAGCCCGAGUACCGGCUCAGUGAUGUGAUGAGGGAGUCCCUGCUGCAGGACCGCCUGGCUCCCGUCCUCACCGAGCCCCAUCUCCUGGCUUUGGACCGACGGUUACAGCUCAUCCUGAGAGCUGUGAGCAAAUGCAUAGACACCUAUGGGGAAGCCAAGGUGGUGGCCAAUGAUAGCACACAGCCCGAGGCUCCUGCAUCUGACAGAGUGAAGCUGACCACUUAAACAGCCUGGAACUCGUGCUCGGAGGUAGGGAAAACCCCUGCAAGGCAAGUGGGAAGCUUUAAGAGCUGGUGAUUUCCAUCUACAAACACUGAGAUGGGAGAAACCCUUCAGAAGAUGAUCAGGAAUCACACUGGGCUCCCGUGCUGGGUGCUUGACCAAAGCUGCUGUGCUUGGCCCGUGUGUUGGUUAAGCUGUGGUCUGACUGCAGCAGAUCUCAUGCCCUGAGCACCAGCUCCAUGGUGGGGAAGCAGGGAUGAUCUCUUCUGGAGCUGCUCAUGCCCUUGGGAGGGUGGGGAACACACGGCCGUUGGGUUGCCCAAGCUGCUCGGUUGCUGGUGAAGGACACAAAUGAGAACCAAGGAUAAGGCUUGAAUAAAGAACAUUGUCCUCUUA